CAAGCCGGUGCACGCCGCGUACAAUUCGUCAACUGCGACAUUGACACGCGCGGCGCAUCGGCGUUGGCCAAGGCGCUACGCAAGACGCAUGCGCGCGUGCCUCUCGAGCUGGAUCUUACCAACAACCCGUUUCGCCUCGGUGCUACGCAAGCGCUUUUAAAGGCGCUUGCGACGUGCACUGACGUGUCCGUUCAGCUACCGCACGCAUGCCGAUCGUUCGUGGACGGAGAUCAGUCGUAUGUCGCGAAAGCAAAAGCCGCCGGCGUCACCAUCGAGCUUCGCGGGUGGGACGUCUUCAUCUGCAGCCGCACGGAGGCCUAA
Saprolegnia parasitica CBS 223.65 is the source of this 321-nucleotide messenger RNA. RefSeq lists its product as hypothetical. The transcript has a single exon. The record is from RefSeq and is a predicted model, not a curated record. The annotation marks the transcript as partial. Lineage: Eukaryota; Oomycota; Saprolegniomycetes; Saprolegniales; Saprolegniaceae.